Molecule: messenger RNA, 1236 nt
Organism: Plasmodium coatneyi
Lineage: Eukaryota; Apicomplexa; Aconoidasida; Haemosporida; Plasmodiidae
Exons: 2
Coding region: 1-1236 (411 amino acids)
Source: RefSeq, a predicted model, not a curated record
AUGCCUGUUACAACAAGGCAAAAUAAACAAGGGAGAAAAGGCGGCGGCGUGGUUUUUCGCCUUUGCACCAAAGCUUCCUUGUACGCGCUUCUAGUCUGGAUUGUAAAUUGCUCCAAUUCGAGCCAAUAUGGUGGUAAUUCGUACCAUGUGAUGAACAAUGGCCUUGGAAAAGCCAUGGAUUCAAGAACUCUGAGGUUAUUAGCAGAAGCGUACGAGGAAGAUAUAGAACAAGAUGGACCUAUAGUGUACGACGAGGAAGCUAUUGAACAGGAUGGAGAAACUACAGGAGAAGUUGGAGCAGAAGAACAAGAUGGACCUGCAGUAUACGAGGAAGCUAUUGAACAAGAUGGACCUGCAGUAUACGAGGAAGCUAUUGAACAAGAUGGACCUGUAGUGCACGAGGAAGAUAUAGAAGAAGAUGGACCUGUAGUAUACGAUGAGGAAACUAUAGAACAAGAUGGACCUGUCGUACACGAUGAGGAAGCUGUUGAACAAGAUGGAGAAAUUCCAGGAGAAGUUGCAGAAGAAGAGCAAGUUGUGCAAAAAGCUCCUUCUGUAUCCUCAGUGCAAGAACAAGUUAUGCAAAAAGCUCCUUCUGUAUCCUCAGUGCAAGAACAAGUUAUGCAAAAAGCUCCAUCUGUACCUUCAGUACAAGAACAAGUUGCACUGCAAGUUCCAAAAAAUUUAACAAAAGGAAGAAAAAUUCAAUAUAAGGAUGAUGGAUCCAUUCUUGUACAAUCUGUAGAUUUAAACGAGCAACCGGAGUUAAUAAAGCGUUAUGAAAAAAGGAAGAUAGAUGUGCGUGAUAAUUUUAAACCAACAAUAACAUACAAUUUUGAAGAUGCAUUAAAACGUUGUAUUGCAUUCGACGCACGAAUACACGACAGAGAUCAAGACUGCUUGAAUGUUGGUUCAUAUCGAACAGACGCGGACCCAUAUGGUGUAUUACAAAAAAAGAACAAAAAAACGGUGCAAACUGGAUAUUUGAGAAUGUAUCAAAACAAUUUUAGCAAUCUUCCAGACAUAGAUGAUCUAAAAAAUAAUGAAGAACUAGAAGAACCAUACCUAGAAAGAAAAUACGUACGCCCACAUCUAACCCCUGCUUCACCAAAAACAACUGCUUUAAAAAGAAACGUAGAAAGAAAAAUUUAUAAAGAAGAAGAUCAUGAGGAGCAGGAAGAAGUAGAAGAAGUAAAAGGAAAGAAAAAGAAAAGAAGAAGAUUCUGCUGCUUUUAA